UCGGGGGAGGGAAACGUCGCGCUGUGUCACGUGACGGGUGCGUCGGGCGUUGGCUCCUCCCUCGCCAAGAUGGCGUCCCUGCUGCAGUCGGAGCGGGUUCUCUAUCUCGUCCAAGGAGAAAAGAAGGUUCGGGCCCCGCUCUCUCAACUCUAUUUCUGCCGCUACUGCAGUGAGCUUCGGUCGCUGGAAUGUGUGUCGCACGAGGUGGACUCACAUUAUUGUCCCAGCUGCUUAGAAAACAUGCCAUCAGCUGAAGCCAAGUUAAAAAAGAACAGAUGUGCCAACUGCUUUGACUGUCCUGGGUGCAUGCACACCCUUUCUACCCGAGCAACAAGUAUCUCCACACAGCUUCCAGACGACCCAGCCAGAACCACCGCCAAGAAAGCCUAUUACCUGGCCUGCGGGUUUUGCCGAUGGACGUCCAGAGAUGUGGGCAUGGCAGACAAAUCUGUAGCUAGUGGUGGUUGGCAAGAACCAGAAAAUCCUCACACACAGAGGAUGAACAAGUUGAUUGAAUAUUACCAGCAGCUUGCUCAAAAGGAGAAGGUUGAACGAGAUCGCAAGAAGCUUGCACGGCGAAGAAAUUAUAUGCCUUUGGCUUUUUCGCAACACACUAUUCAUGUAGUGGACAAGUACAGUCUUGGAACCAGGCUUCAGCGACCACGAGCUGGUGCAUCCAUUAGUACACUUGCUGGACUUUCCCUUAGAGAAGGAGAAGACCAGAAAGAGGUAAAGAUCGAGCCAGCUCAGGCCAUCGCUGAAGUAGAGCCUCUGCCUGAAGACUAUUACACGCGACCAGUGAACUUAACAGAGGUGACUACCCUCCAGCAGCGCCUCUUACAGCCUGACCUACAGCCAGUCUCUGCCUCACAGCUUUAUCCUCGACACAAGCACCUUCUGAUCAAACGGUCCCUGCGCUGUCGGAAAUGUGAGCACAACUUGAGCAAGCCAGAAUUUAAUCCAACAUCUAUUAAAUUCAAAAUCCAGUUGGUUGCUGUCAAUUAUAUUCCAGAAGUGAGAAUCAUGUCGAUCCCCAACCUUCGCUACAUGAAGGAGAGCCAGGUCCUCUUGACUCUUACAAAUCCAGUGGAGAACCUCACCCAUGUGACUCUGUUGGAGUGUGAAGAAGGGGACCCCGAUAAUAUCAACAGCACUGCGAAGGUGGUGGUGCCUCCCCAAGAGCUCAUCUUAGCCGGCAAGGAUGCAGCAGCAGAGUAUGAUGAGCUGGCAGAGCCCCAGGACUUCCAGGAUGACCCUGACAUUGUAGCCUUCAGAAAAGCCAACAAAGUAGGCAUCUUCAUCAAAGUCACCCCACAGCGUGAGGAAGGGGAAGUGACCGUGUGCUUCAAGAUGAAACAUGAUUUUAAAAACCUAGCUGCCCCCAUCCGCCCGAUGGAAGAAAGUGACCAGGGCACAGAGGUCAUCUGGCUCACUCAGCAUGUGGAACUGAGCUUUGGCCCUCUUCUUCCUUAAAACAAAGCUACCUGGUGGGCCGAUCCCACCCACAGCUGUGUCAACACAACUCUUAACAGUGUGGAAGCUGCUGCUUCAUCAGUCGUGUUUAUAAAGAUGUACCCAUCACUACUGAAUCCUGUGGCGUGGAGGACAGGCCAGGGUUGGGAGCACAGGGUAACUGCUGUUGACACCAGGAAGCCUGUGUCUCUGAGCCCUGCACAUUGAGUAACAGCAUAGCUCCAUCCAGUACAGGAGUGGCUGCUCCUCGGAGGGGUGUUAGAUUUACUCCCUAAGAAAUGUGCUGUGUGCCUGUCACAGUUUGACAGGAAACCUUAGGGUAGUGAUCCAGAGCAGAUCUUGUCUUCGUGUCGCAGCAUUGGUCUCGGAGUUCCAACGGCUUUCUGCAUUCUGCUAAGGAUAACCUGUAACCAUAACCCUUCAUAGCCUUGGCUCUCAUUUUGCCACUGGUUUCCAUUUGACAGAGUAAUAGGACUGUCGGUGUGUCUUUAACUUUGUGAUGACAGGGCAGCCUGUCACUUUCCUAAGGCACUUUGUUUCUUCAAAAGGAACACAGUACACCUGUCACAUGCUUGUCAUUUUCCUCACUAGUAUAUGGGACUUUUAAGAAUUUGAGCGGCAAGCAAUUACACAUCAUGAAAUUCCAUUUAUUUUAAUAUUACCACAACACCCAGGGGCUAACGCUGCUGGGGGAGACAGCCUUUAUGGAUCUCACCAUCUGCCCUUCUCUAGUCUGUUUCCUGUUUGUUUGUUUGUUUUUCAGAUAGGCUUGCUCCAUGUAACUCUCACUGGCCUGGAACUCAACCUGCUAGGAUUAAAGAUACUUGCCACCAUGCCCAGCUCGCCGCCCUGUUCUAUAAAUCAAGGGAUUGCUCUAACGUUGGGCCUUUAAACUAGACUUUUAGCAUGAUCCAAACUAAUGUUCUUUCCGCUGAGUUGAAGGGCAAAUUAACUGUCAAUCCUUUAAAUUCAAACCUGGACACAAAGAAAAAGAAGCCUUCCCUUCAUGAAUAUAAGACUUCUUGUGCUGUGUGAAGUGAGACCAUUUUGAUUGUAAGCCAUAGAAGUUCAGCAAGUAGCCAGGAUGCCAGCCCAACUCUAGACUUGCUGUUUUUCUCAAAUCCUAACAUUGAGUAGCAAACCUUAAUUUCUGUGAUGUUUUCUAAAAUCAAAGUUGACAGAGUAGACCAGCUGCACUUUUCCUAGUAUGUGGCCAACAGACCUUGGAAGAAGAAGUUCCUGUUUACAAACCCUGCUUUGGUCUUCAUUUUAAAUCUCUGGGGUUUUGUUUUGUAUUAAAGAAUGUA
Mastomys coucha (southern multimammate mouse) is the source of this 2780-nucleotide messenger RNA. It is a transcript of the gene Dctn4, whose product is annotated as dynactin subunit 4. Gene Ontology annotation, cellular component: dynactin complex. The transcript has 14 exons. The coding region runs from base 70 to 1473 and encodes 467 amino acids. The record is from RefSeq and is a predicted model, not a curated record. NCBI's taxonomy places the organism in Eukaryota, Metazoa, Chordata, Mammalia, Rodentia, Muridae.